AUGGCAUCUGCUUUACAUUUGGUGUUCCUCCUGGGCUCCGUCAUCGGCCUCCUGACUGUAGAAGCUAAAUUCUGCAUUUCUAUUGGUGGGAAUCUGGCCUCGAUCCACAACGCAGAUGAAAACAUCUUCGUCAGUGAGCUCGUGCAGAGAGUGACCGGCAGUAGUCGUGACACCUGGAUUGGAGGCUACGAUGCAGUCACUGAGAACACGUGGCUGUGGAGCGACGGCUCAAGCCUAGAGUUUGUAAACUGGUAUUCCAACCAGCCAGACAAUGGUCACUAUUCAAGAAACCAGCACUGCAUGGAAAUCAACUAUGCAGGACAACACUGGAAUGACAUGCCAUGCAGCACAAGGAUGCCUUUCGUUUGUUCCAGGAACCUCUGAAGCGUCUGUGGACCACGAAUCACGUCAGGCUUCAUCUGUCAGAUCCACACAGAGCAGCUGCCUGCUCUAAAUUCGAUCAUUUUGUUGGAUUCCUCUUUUCCUUGAUUAAUUAAAGUAAAUAUCAACUUUUGCUGGCUGG
Molecule: messenger RNA, 523 nt
Organism: Cyprinodon variegatus (sheepshead minnow)
Lineage: Eukaryota; Metazoa; Chordata; Actinopteri; Cyprinodontiformes; Cyprinodontidae
Product: galactose-specific lectin nattectin-like
Exons: 4
Coding region: 1-384 (127 amino acids)
Molecular function (GO): signaling receptor activity
Source: RefSeq, a predicted model, not a curated record